GCAACUAAAAUUGCUGAAGGUCGCAGAUAUGCGCUGUAGGUUAAGUCACAUUUCGAAAACAAAACGUGUUCCAUCACUCAUGUAAUAGUCGUAAUUACUGGAAUACGCGUAAAUUACUGAAGAAAAUCGUGUUAAAAUGACCGAAAAACCUCUCUCAGACUUUACGUGCAUCUGCUGUCGCGUGGCAUUCAAAGAUGGUGAAAUACAACGACUUCAUUACAAGACGGACUGGCACCGCUACAAUUUGAAGAGAAAAGUUGCUGAUUUACCUCCUGUGACUUCCGAAGAGUUCCAACGACGUGUACUCACCCAGAAAGCUAGUGAUGCCGAGCAGAAUCAAGAUAAGUCUAGAUAUUGUAAGUUCUGUAGGAAGUCUUUUACCAAUGAAAAAGCAUAUGACAACCACUUGAACUCUAAGAAACAUAAAGAUAAUGAAGAGUUUUAUGUGGAAAGCAUACCAACUACACCAAUAAUUAAUGAUGCGCCUAAAAAGAUUCCUGCUCCUGUUGGUGUAGAUGUAGAAGAUGCAAUGUCCUGUGAGUCAGAAGAAGUUGAUUCUGAUGAGUGGGAAUUGGAUGAUGCUGAGGUAGACAUUACAAACUGUUUAUUCUGCCAGCAUCACAGUAGAAAUCUAGUGAAAAAUCUGCAGCACAUGUCUGAAGCACAUACAUUCUUUGUGCCUGAUAUUGAAUUCUGUGUGGAUGUGAAAGGAUUGAUUGAGUAUUUGGCACAGAAGGUUGAACAGGGUUUCAUGUGUUUGUGGUGCAAUGAGAAAGGAAAGACUUAUCAUACUGCAGAGGCAGCUAGGCAACACAUGCUUGAUAAAGGACACUGCAAAAUGUUGCAUGAUGGUAUUGCACUGGCAGAAUAUGCUGAUUUCUAUGAUUAUUCUGCUUCAUAUCCUGAUGCUAAUGAAGAUGGAGUGAAUGCUGAUGCUGAGGUGGAAGUACCUGAGCUAGAAGGCAAUGAAUAUCAACUUGUGCUGCCUUCUGGGGCUGUGAUUGGGCACAGAAGUCUAAUGAGAUAUUAUAAGCAGAGUAUUGAUCCAAAUAGAGCUGUUGUAGUGGUUGAUAAGGGUCACAAGAAGCUGCAUAAAGUUUUGGCUACAUACAGGGCUUUGGGAUGGUCACCAGCACAGCAGGAAGCUUCAGCAAGGAGAGCCAGGGAUAUUCACUACAUGAAGAGAAUGCAUUCAAAGAUGACUAUGCAUCUGGGUGUCAAAGCAAACAAAUUCCAGCCACAUUUCCGCCAACAAGUCAACUAUUAGAUGAUACUGUGUUUAUAUUCUUUUUUUAUUACAAUCAUUAAGUAGAUAAAAAAGUGAAUUUAUAAAAAAUAGUAUACAUAUGAAGUAAUUUUGGUGAAUUCAAUUUGGUAAAAUACCACCAUCGACCACAGGGCCGUUUAAAUCUGUACAUGGUAAUAAAUAUAACACACAAA
Messenger RNA from Dalotia coriaria, 1440 nucleotides. RefSeq names its product cytoplasmic 60S subunit biogenesis factor ZNF622. Bases 137 to 1267 code for a protein of 376 amino acids. Gene Ontology annotation, cellular component: preribosome, large subunit precursor. The transcript is spliced from 2 exons. The record is from RefSeq and is a predicted model, not a curated record. Gene Ontology annotation, biological process: ribosomal large subunit biogenesis. Gene Ontology annotation, molecular function: zinc ion binding; nucleic acid binding. NCBI's taxonomy places the organism in Eukaryota, Metazoa, Arthropoda, Insecta, Coleoptera, Staphylinidae.